GUGUCGAAAAGAAAUCCGAUCCCCUUCUCUUCCGCCCUGGUACCUUCUUGGAAGCCUUCCAAGGGACUAGGGUUUCGUCCCCAUUCCUCUUCGAAACCCUAACCGUACCCGUAGCCGAGGAUUUUCGCCAUGGAGCCCGGCGGGCAGGGCUUCGCCGGAGGCGUCGGAGACCGCGACGGGUUCCACCGCAACGAGGCGAUCUCCGCUGUUCAGGACGAGGAGCAGUUCUACGGGGAGGACGACUACGACGACCUGUACAACGACGUCAACGUCGGGGAGGGCCUCCUCCACUCCGUCCACCGGAGCGACGAGCCCAGGGGGUAUCCGAGGGAGGAGGGCAACAGGAGCAACCCGGCGCCGGCGCCGGCGCCGGCCCUCCCGCCCGCGCCGCUCCCGCCGUCCGGGAAUGCGCCAGAGAAGGUCCAGAUCCCCGGAAUCGCUGGCGACCCGAAGAUCGAGAGACCAGUGGAUGGAUCCGGUGGUUUUCAUGAGCAAGGGUUCAGGGGAGGCGGGGAAUUGGCGGUGGCGGCACGGCCCACGGCGCCACCCCCGGCUGGAAGUAGGCCCGAGUUAGGGCAGUCUUCUGGUCGACCCGGCGGGAUCCAGGGGCAAACGGGGAGCUCUGGAUAUGGGAACGAGGGUUAUCGAAGGCCAGGGAGUGGCUUUGGAGGUGACGCGAGGCAGGGAGGAGGCGGAGGACUGGCAGCGGGAGGAGGGGGCGUUAAUGGAGGAGGAGAAGGAGCUGGGGGGACUACUCUCUUCGUGGGGGAGCUUCACUGGUGGACGACGGACGCUGAUCUCGAGGCAGAGCUCAGCAAGUACGGGCAGGUGAAGGAGGUGAAGUUCUUCGAUGAGAAGGCGAGUGGGAAGUCGAAGGGGUACUGCCAGGCUGAUUUCUAUGAUCCAAUGGCUGCUGCAGCAUGCAAGGAAGGGAUGAAUGGGCAUGUGUUCAACGGCAAGCCCUGUGUUGUGGCAUUUGCAUCGCCGAGCACUGUUCGUCGGAUGGGCGACGCUCAAGUAAAGAAUCAGCAGAUGACAGCCCAGUCGUCAGCACUAGCUCAGAAGGGCAGAGGAGGGGGAGGAGCCCCAUCUGGUGGUAAUUGGGGGAGGGGGGGUGGUGGUGGUAAUUGGGGGAGGGGUGGAAUGGGAAACCGAGGACCGAUGGGGAAUAUGAGGAACAGGAUGGGGCCGGUAGGCGGCAGAGGAAUUAUGGGAAAUGGCGGGAUGGUCGCUCCACCUCCUCCAGUGCUACACCCUGGUGCCAUGCUUGGUCAAGGUUUCGAUCCAACUGGUUAUGGAGCAGCCAUGGGGAGAAUCGGUGGCGCAUAUGGAGGGUUUCCUGCAGGACCAACGGCAUCUCCAUUCCCAGGAUUGAUGCCUUCAUUUCCUCCAGUUGUGGCUCCUCAUGUGAACCCAGCCUUCUUCGGAAGGGGAGGGAUGGCUGCUGGUGGGGUUGGGAUGUGGCCGGAUCCCAGCAUGGGUGGAUGGGGAGGUGAAGAACAGUCAAGUUAUGGGGAUGAUGCUGCUUCAGACCAGCAGUAUGGAGAAGGAAGCCAUGGGAAGGAUAGGGGUCCUGAUCGGGAUUGGUCGGGGGCUUCAGAUAGAAGGCAUGACAGGGAGAAGGAUAUGGGUCCUGGGCAGGAGUGGUCAGAAAGGAGGCAUCGUGAUGAAAGAGAAAUGGGUAGGGAGAGAGAUCGUGACUGGGAGAGAGACAGGGAGAGGGAGAGGGAGAGAGAAAGGGAGAGGGACAGGGAUAGAGAGAGGGAAAGGGAGAGGGAAAGAGAGAGGGAGAGGGAUAGGUAUCGGGAUGACAGAGACCGUCAUGGGGAUCACUACAGGCACAGGGACCGUGAAUUGGAGCAUGAUGAUAACUGGGAUAGAGGACGAUCAUCAAGGCAAAGAAGCAGGUCACGGGAGGUGGAGCAUUCAAAGAGGCGGCAUUUGUCAUCUGAGUAAGAUGGGACCUUACCGAGUUCCUUAGCUAGGAAGGAGAUCAAUGAUUCCUGGACAAGCAUGUUGUCAGACUUAUUUAAGUUUUAGACUUAGUAUUUUCAUGCCUAUGGGACACAUGUGCAGAGGAUGCUUGCAGGGACCUGUUGUUGCUAUCAUUUUAGAUAUAUAGUGCAGAUGCUUUAAAGUGCUGUCAAUUGGUGCUAAUUGACCUGUGCCACGAUAUCUGUGGGUCAAUUUACUGUAGACAAGGGUGAUUUAGGGUGUUAUUCAAGCAACAUUCAAAUGAUCAUAUAUAGGUCAAGGAUUAAUUCAAUCAUCUUGAAGGGUAGAAGAGCAGUUGGAAAUGGUUUGGCUACAGUAGCAGGUCCCUCUUUGUCAUGUGGAUGCUGGUCUUCUUCUGAGCUUACAAAUUGAAUGAGUGAUGCGAAUGAUUGCAUGUAUUCUGCUCCAGAACUAAUUAGCUGUACUCUUUGAGUUUGAAACCUUUUGACUGUAUUAAAGUGCUGUAGGAAAUUUCACUGCCUGGAAUGUAAGAAUUAAGUUAAAAGACAGGAAAAUGGUCUUGCUGAUUUACAUUGGUUCGCUGUUUGUGCAAUAUCUGAUCUUGCGCAAAGCGAUGUCGGGAUAGAUCUUUGGUUAGUCCUGGUGGAAACAGGUGCUGUUCUUGAUUUGCUAUUCUUUUUUAAUGUAUGAUGAUGUUCAUGAAAUAA
Messenger RNA from Phoenix dactylifera (date palm), 2663 nucleotides. RefSeq names its product RNA-binding (RRM/RBD/RNP motifs) family protein. The record is from RefSeq and is a predicted model, not a curated record. Gene Ontology annotation, molecular function: RNA binding. Lineage: Eukaryota; Viridiplantae; Streptophyta; Magnoliopsida; Arecales; Arecaceae.